Alnus glutinosa is the source of this 1855-nucleotide messenger RNA. Its product is annotated as probable pectinesterase/pectinesterase inhibitor 46. Gene Ontology annotation, molecular function: pectinesterase inhibitor activity; pectinesterase activity. The record is from RefSeq and is a predicted model, not a curated record. Lineage: Eukaryota; Viridiplantae; Streptophyta; Magnoliopsida; Fagales; Betulaceae. Gene Ontology annotation, biological process: cell wall modification. The transcript is spliced from 3 exons. Bases 26 to 1726 code for a protein of 566 amino acids.
GCUCUAUCCAGCACAAGAAGAUAACAUGAUGAACAUGUCGUCGUCCUUCAGAGGCUAUGGCAAAGUUGAUGCAGCCGAGCAAGCAAAGCUUGAAGAAGCUCGCCGGAAGACCCGAAAGCGAGUCAUCAUCAUAAGCAUAUCCUCCGUCAUUCUCGUCUGCGUUGUAGUCGCCACUGUGCUCGGAACUUCUAAUAAUUCCGGUGGAAAUUCUGCUGAUCAGCCUCUCUCCUCUUCUAUAAAAGCCAUUUGCGACGUCACCUUGUACCCUGACACGUGUUCCACUAGUCUCGCUCCGCUAGCUCACUCGAGCCACAUUCAGCCUAUCGAUGCCUUCAAGUUGGCAACCCAGGUGGCGUUCGCUGAGUUGCAAAAAGUUGCUGAUCAGUACUUCUCGGAGCAGAGCAACUUUAAUGGCAAUAUGAAUGUUGCUGCUUUGGAAAGCUGUCGCCAACUUUUGAGCCUGGCAUUGGAUCAUCUUAAUGGCACAUUGUUCUCCAGUUCUCUCUCGUUGCUUGAUGUUGCUGAUGAUCUCCAAACAUGGCUCAGUUCUGCCGGCACUUAUCAGGAGACGUGCAAAGACGGCUUUGAGAAUGCAAAUGCAACAGCAAAGAGCACUAUUGACAAUUGGCUCAAGAAUUCUACUGAACUAACAAGCAACAGCCUUGCCAUCGUAUCAUGGAUUUCAAAGAUAGAAAGCGCUUUGAAUCUGCGGCGGCGGCGGCUAAUGAGUUUUGACCCAGAGUGGCUGAAUUCGAAAGAUAGGAAGCUACUUGAAACUUCAGAUUUGACGACGCAGGCCAACAUUGUUGUGGCUCAAGACGGCUCCGGCCAGUGCAAAAACAUCAGUGAUGCUCUUAAAGCGGUCCCUGACAAAAGCAGCACGAGGUUCGUGAUAUAUGUGAAGAAAGGGAUCUACUAUGAAAAUGUACAGAUAAAUAAGAACAAGUGGAAUGUUCUGAUGGUCGGCGAUGGAAUGAAUGAUACAAUUGUCUCCGGUGGACUCAACUUCGUCGAUGGGACUCCAACGUAUUCAACGGCAACAUUUGCAGUAGCUGGCAAAGGCUUCAUUGCUAUAGACAUGGGGUUUUGCAACACUGCCGGAGCAAUCAAGCACCAGGCGGUGGCCCUAUUAUCAGACUCGGACAAAUCCGUCUUCUACAGGUGUUCAAUGGAUGCAUUUCAAGACACCCUCUACGCACACACCAACCGGCAGUUUUACCGUGAAUGCAACAUCACUGGGACGGUUGAUUUUAUCUUCGGAAACUCGGCGGUGGUUUUGCAGAACUGUACAAUCCGGCCUAGAUUACCGUUACCUGGCCAGCAGAACACCAUCACGGCGCAAGGCAAGGCUGACCCAAAUCAGAACACUGGAAUCUCGAUCCAGAAUUGCAGCAUCACGCCGUAUGGGGACUUGAGUUCAGUCCAAACAUAUCUUGGACGGCCAUGGAAGAAUUACUCCACAACUGUGUAUAUAGGUAACUAUUUGGAGAGCUUCAUCGACCCCAGUGGAUGGUUGCCAUGGAUAGGCACGUCAGCCCCAAACACCAUAUUUUACAGUGAGUUUCAAAACUAUGGCCCCGGUUCUACGCUGGAAAAUAGAGUUAACUGGGUGGGAGUAAAGAAUAACAUGACCAGCAAACAAGCCAAGAAAUUCACAGUGGGUUCAUUCAUCAAAGGGAAACAGUGGAUUUCGGAUGCAGGGGUUCCCUAUCAAUCUGGCCUGUGAGGCUGUGACAAAAUAUGGGUCAUUUCAUGCAAGGAAAACAGCAAUAUUGCCAAUGCAUUUUGUUUUCUACAACGUACACUUGUAAGAUAUUUGAAAUGAGAUUUAAUUUAUUGAUUUGGUUUGAAUGAA